CUUUUGAACAGCCUCAAAAUCCUCAAAAGACAGCAGGGAGAAGGAGAAUGAAGGCACAAAAACAAAACCGUUGCUCAGGCAGCAUCAGCUCAUAUUCCAGGGACUUUCUGGAAGUUUAAUCAGCUCAAAAGAAAUGAAAUUGUACGAUGAGCCGGGUCUCAUUAUUAGAGAGAAACCUACGAGCAGGUGAAAAUCUUUACCUUUACUUGAUAAAGACCUAAUCUAGAAUAUAUAGUUGUACCUAGAUAUUUACUGACACUUUUUAAAAACUGCCCGACAUUAAAUGAGGCCAAACAUUACGCUUUUAAGUGAGAAUAAUUAACAUUUGCCAUAUUUCAACUGCCGACAGCCAGCGUUCUGUUAUCAAGGAGACAAAGCGGCGAGUCUCCUGAAAGUCUAUUGUUGUGUUCCAGUGAAUUUCUUGCAGAAAACCCAAAGUAGGAAUGGUAGUGUGGUAAUAGUACUGAUAAUUUUCAAAUAUUGGAGAAUAUUUUUCCACUGUGAAUUAUGAUUGUGUUCAAGGUUUUUAACAAACAAUAGAUUUAGUAUCUAAAAAAAAAUAGAGCAUCAGACAGACAGAUUGCAAAGUGUGAAUCAGUGAGAGGAGGAGACCAGGAUGGACUGAAUAAGCCGUUUGUUUGUCCCUGUGUUGUCCUGCCUGGCCUUACUUGGUGCUCGGCGCCUGGCUUCCAGGGCAUCUUCCUUUCACAACGACCUCUGCCAUCGUCGCAUUGCCAUUUUUUCGCUGCUGUGGGAGCGACUCUAAAGCGUGUGCUUAUCUCGACUUCUGGAGCGCUCGCUGCAGGCCUGAUGAUGCAGGGACUGGGGAAGACGGAGAGAGGAGAGCAGGGACGCGACAUCGACCUGGCGUCGAUGAGAUCCACCAUGCCGGCCAGCGGCCCACUGCAGGGACUUUCCACACCAAACCUGAACAUGAACCUGUAUGCUACCAAGAAGACAGCAGCCGAAGGCAUGCUGGACAUCGCUCUGUUCCUGGCUAACAUCACGCACAUGAAGACCGUCAUUGAACAAGGAGCAGGAUACAGGUACUAUGCUGCUGUCCUGACGCUCAUAUCCUUCUCCCUGGCUCUUCAGAUAGUUGCCGGCGUUUUGAUUAUCAUAAUAGCUCGUUUUGAGCUGACACUCCUCCCCUCGUACCGACGAUGUUUGAACUUCCUGAACAAUCUGGUCACUGGCAUUAUCUUCCUCACCCUCCUUGUAAACGUCAUCAAAGCCGCAUUUGGCACACAGCGCAGCUGCCUCCUCCGGUGGCUAUUUCAUCGCUUUAUCUUAUGAGUCACGCUUAACUAAUGUACAGUAAGUACAUUGAUUCGUAGACAUAACAUUACAUUUAAAUUUCCAUUGAAAAAUGUAAUAAAAAACCCCUAUUGUCUGUGUAUUUACUCAGACUAACAACAUGUUGGAUGUUCAGGAUGCCUUUUCCUAUUUCCUGCCAAAGUACUGACUCUGAUUGGUUGUUUCUGACCAGAAGUGCAUUUCCAGAUGGCAGUAGAACCACAUGGAGGAGGCAGAGAAGAUUGAUGUGUUUUUUUUUCACAAAUUACCUGUCUCAUGUUGUACUGUCACAACAUAGUGAGUACAGUAGUUUUAACAAAUGAGUAAAACAACAUUUUUACAAAAGUUACGUAAAGUUGAUAGAAGCAAAACAAGUUACCAGCCCUCAUCUUACAAAUAGCUUUAACUAUACCUAAAAACACAUCUAAAUAAAAAGCUAUUUAAAUAUUUUUUUUUUUUUUGCUGAAAUAAAACCCACGGUUUAUAAUGUGUCGCUACAACCAAUGGGGGAUUAAGUUAGCAUAGUGCAAAACUAGUUUUUAAGCUAUGCUAACAUGCUAUUUGCUUUUGACAGGUAUUGAACAUAUAUGGUAAAGUUAUUAUUAAUAAUAGUAGCAUUAUCCAUGUAUUAUGAAUGGAUGGAUGGAUGGUAGCAGUAGCUGGUUAGCUAGCUUAGCACAGAGGAAACGUUGAAUUUAAGAACAAUGCACUGUAGCGAGAUAGUAGUGGGCUCACUUUUUAAUUAUUAUAUUGUAAUUAAAGUACCAGCCUAAUAAACCAGUACAUAAGAAUGAAAGUAAAGUGACCAAACAUCAAACUCAUCAAAGCUGCUCUCAUAAAUCUGAGACUUUAAACAGAUAAUGGUGAACAAAAUGUUGUAUAAAAUGCUGUUCUAUUCCUAGAAGUUAAAGGUAACAGAUACAAGCCAGAAAGCUGGCAUAGGCCUAUAAUGAAAUAUGAUUAAUUUAAUUUUUCCAGUUGAAGACAAGUUUGAGCUUAUUUACACCAAGGUUUUGCUGGGGUUUUUUUUUUUUUUCCAGUUAAAAUAUAAAUUACACAACACGGAGGCUUGGGGGCUGAAUGACUGAAUAGUAUGAAUGUGUGGAAAGAAUAAUAGUGAGAUUGUGAGCAACAACCGUAUGCGUGCGUGUGUGUUUGAUGGUAAUGUGGGAAAUUGUUUGUUGUGUCUGCGUGCGCACGUGUGUGUGUGUGUGUGUUUGUAUG
Molecule: messenger RNA, 2520 nt
Organism: Poecilia reticulata (guppy)
Lineage: Eukaryota; Metazoa; Chordata; Actinopteri; Cyprinodontiformes; Poeciliidae
Product: ninjurin-2
Biological process (GO): tissue regeneration; cell adhesion
Cellular component (GO): membrane
Source: RefSeq, a predicted model, not a curated record